This is a messenger RNA of Coregonus clupeaformis (lake whitefish), 3220 nucleotides long. RefSeq names its product zygotic DNA replication licensing factor mcm6-B. The transcript is spliced from 18 exons. Bases 99 to 2573 code for a protein of 824 amino acids. The record is from RefSeq and is a predicted model, not a curated record. Gene Ontology annotation, cellular component: MCM complex; nucleus. Gene Ontology annotation, molecular function: single-stranded 3'-5' DNA helicase activity; ATP binding; single-stranded DNA binding. Lineage: Eukaryota; Metazoa; Chordata; Actinopteri; Salmoniformes; Salmonidae. Gene Ontology annotation, biological process: mitotic DNA replication; double-strand break repair via break-induced replication; DNA replication initiation.
GUGCACUUUCUUUUCCCCUGCGAGCGUUGUACAGUCAACAGGAGAGACUUUAGAAACGAUUCAAUAUUUUAAUAUUUUAGUUUUAAUCAAGUGAAAAGAUGGAUCUUGUACAGCCGACUCAGGAGAAUGCGGGACAGAUGGUGAAGGACGAGUUGGCAGAGAAAUGCCAGAAGCUUUUCCAGGCUUUCUUAGAAGAGUACCAGACAGCAGACGGUGAGGUGAAGUAUGUCCAUGAUGCUGAGGAGCUGAUCAGGCCAGAGAGAAACACUCUGCUGGUCUCCUUCACUGAUCUGGAAGGAUUUAACCAGGAACUGGCAACCACCAUCCAGGAGGAGUUUUACAGAGUGUAUCCCUUCCUUUGCCGUGCGGUGAGGAACUUUGCUAGGGAUCAUGGGAAUGUCCCUGUGAAUAAGGAGUUCUACUUGGCCAUUCAGGACCUGCCCACCAGACACAAGAUCCGUGAGCUGUCCUCCCUGCGUAUCGGCUCUCUGGUGCGGAUCAGUGCACAGGUAGUGAGGACGCACCCUGUACACCCAGAACUGGUGAGCGGGACGUUCCUGUGUCUGGACUGCCAGGGGGUGUGUCCAGACGUGCCCCAGCAGUUCAAGUACGCACCGCCCACCGUCUGCAGGAACCCUGUCUGCAGCAACCGCGCUCGCUUCCAUCUAGACACACAUCGCUCCAAGUUCAUCGACUUCCAGAAGGUGCGUAUCCAGGAGACCCAGGCAGAGCUUCCCAGAGGGUCCAUCCCCCGCUCCCUAGAGGUGAUUCUGAGGGCCGAGGCUGUAGAGACGGCCCAGGCCGGAGACCGCUGUGACAUCACUGGCUCACUCAUAGUGGUGCCCGACGUCUCCCAACUCAGCACCGCAGGUGUGCGAGCAGAGACCAGUUCCCGUGUAGGAGGGAGACAAGGUUAUGAGAACGAGGGCCUUCGCGGUCUUAAAGCCCUGGGAGUCAGAGAGCUGUCCUACAGACUGGCCUUCCUCGCCUGCCAUGUGGCUCCUACCAACCCCAGGUUUGGAGGAAAGGAGCUGCGUGAUGAGGAUCAGACAGCGGAGAGCAUCAAGAGUCAGAUGUCAGUUCAGGAGUGGGAAAAGGUGUUUGAGAUGAGCCAAGACAAGAACCUCUACCACAACCUCGGCACCAGCCUGUUUCCAACUAUACACGGUAACGAUGAGGUGAAGCGCGGUAUCCUGUUGAUGUUGUUCGGGGGUGUUCCUAAAACCACCAUGGAAGGAACGUCUCUCAGAGGAGAUGUCAACGUCUGCAUUGUAGGAGACCCCUCUACCGCCAAGAGCCAGUUCCUCAAGCAUGUGGAGGAGUUCAGUCCCAGGGCUGUGUAUACCAGUGGGAAGGCCAGCAGUGCAGCAGGUCUAACAGCAGCCGUGGUUCGAGACGAGGAGUCACACGAGUUCGUCAUCGAGGCCGGAGCACUCAUGCUCGCUGACAACGGUGUGUGUUGUAUCGAUGAGUUUGAUAAGAUGGAGACCAGAGACCAGGUGGCCAUCCACGAGGCCAUGGAGCAACAGACCAUCUCCAUCACUAAAGCUGGAGUCAAGGCCACUCUGAAUGCCCGUACGUCCAUCCUGGCGGCUGCUAACCCGGUCGGUGGUCGCUACGACCGCAGCAAGAGUCUGAAACAAAACGUCAACCUGUCCGCUCCCAUCAUGAGCCGCUUCGACCUCUUCUUCAUCCUAGUGGAUGACUGCAACGAGGUGACAGACUAUGCCAUAGCCAGGCGUAUUGUGGAUCUGCACUCUCGCAUUGAGAACUCAGUAGACAGACUCUACUCUCUGGAUGAGAUCAGAAGAUACCUGCUCUUUGCCCGGCAGUUCAAACCCAAGAUCUCUGGUGAGUCGGAAGAGUUCAUCGUGGAGCAGUACAAACGGCUGCGUCAGCGUGACGGCUCUGGGGGCGUGGCCACAUCGGCCUGGCGAAUCACGGUGCGGCAGCUGGAGAGCAUGAUCCGCCUUUCUGAGGGCAUGGCCCGCAUGCACUGCUGUGAUGAGGUCCAGCCGAAGCACGUCAAGGAGGCAUUCCGCCUGCUCAAUAAGUCCAUCAUCAGAGUGGAGACGCCUGACAUCAACCUGGAACAUGACCAGGAGAUGGAGGAGGAAGAGGAGGGGGAGAACGGUCAUGACAUUCCUAACGGAGUGAAUGGCCAGGUUAACGGGCAGGUGAACGACCACACCAACGGAGUUACCGGCCAAACCAACGGUGUGAAUGAUCACGCUGACAGCAGCUCCAAGCCCUCGCUGCGCCUCACUUUCCCAGAGUACCGCCGCAUCUCCAACCUGCUGGUGCUGCAUCUCCGCAGGGCCGAGGAGGCUGAGGAGGAGGAGGAGUUGAAGAAGAGUGCAGUGAUCAACUGGUAUCUGAAGGAGAUGGAGUCAGAGAUCGACUCAGAAGAGGAACUCAUCAACAAGAAGAGCCUCAUAGAGAAGGUCCUACACCGACUGGUGCACUACGAUCAUAUCCUGAUAGAACUGUCUCAGGGGGGGCUGAAAGGGUCAGAGACAGAGACACAGGAAGAAGUUCUGGUCGUCAACCCCAACUACACUCUGGAGGACUAGACUCAUCUCAUCCCUCCUUCAAUCUCUCCUCCCCUCCAACCCUUUUCCUCCUCCUCCCCUCUUUCCGUGGGUUUAUGUCAGACGCCAAUUCAAGACUCUUGAAGCUGUUUUUAUUGAACAUUGAUCUGUGUAAUGACGUUUUAAACUUUUGGUAAGGUUUCAUUUCAUUCCUGCUUUAUAGAGUUUUUCUCGACUCUAGCCUGUUUGAAAACUUUUAUUUGUAUUAUUGUUGCCAGGGGAAUAAUGUAAAUAUGUUGCUCUGAUUUCUCCAGAGCAUUUGCUGGCUUAUGGCUGUUGAAAUGUGUGCGUCUCCUCAGUUAACUUGAUGUUAAUCCUCUGACUGUACUUCCCAUGUUAAAUGUACGCAUACAAAAAAAUACACACAAAUGAAAGUCUACCUUUGAUGCAUAUGUUUUGUAUACAAAAAUACAAAAGUGUUAUAGCAUGUGGAAAAAUGCUUCCCCAUUAAACAAAGAGAAGAAUAAUCAAAUGUUUGAUGCUGUUAAUGCCCUCCCUGUGGCCAGUGGUGUUUUACUGACCUUAUUAGAUAUGUCUCUGCAUCAUAGCUGCUGUGUGAAUCGCUGUACUGUACUGUGCAGGUCUAGUCAUUUAAUAAAGGACUGUCUUCUCCAUGCGAUUCACACACA